This is a messenger RNA of Gossypium arboreum, 1810 nucleotides long. RefSeq names its product integrin-linked protein kinase 1. The coding region runs from base 225 to 1514 and encodes 429 amino acids. Gene Ontology annotation, biological process: protein phosphorylation. The record is from RefSeq and is a predicted model, not a curated record. Gene Ontology annotation, molecular function: protein binding; protein kinase activity; ATP binding. The transcript has 11 exons. Lineage: Eukaryota; Viridiplantae; Streptophyta; Magnoliopsida; Malvales; Malvaceae.
AAUGCGGGAAAACGUUACUUCUUACUUUAUUUUCUAAAAUAAAAAAGACUGGAAAUACAAUUUCUUCGGAAUAAAUUGAAGGAGAGAAUAUGGAGAGAGAAAGAAUCUUUUCGGUUGAAAAAGUAAAACGGAAUAACGGAUGAAGCAAAUAUUUUAAUUUUGCAUUUCAUUUGGAAUCCGACGAACACUCCUCCCUUCAUACAGAAAAAGAAGAAACAAAAGCGAUGAGCUCAAGCAAAGCCGGCGGAGAACCGUCGGCGCGGGGAUCGACCUCUUCGGACAGGCAAAAGGAGAAGGCCAGACUGAGCCGGACUUCGCAGAUCUUAUGGCAUGCUCAUCAGAAUGACGCCUCCGCUGUACGCAAGCUUCUCCAGGAGGAUCGGUCUUUGGUCAAUGCUAGGGACUACGACAACCGUACGCCUCUCCACGUCGCUUCACUCCAUGGUUGGAUCGACGUCGCCACUUGCCUCCUCGAGUUUGGCGCCGACGUCAACUCCCAAGAUCGGUGGAGGAAUACGCCAUUAGCCGAUGCAGAAGGAGCUAAGAAACAUAAAAUGAUCGAACUAUUAAAAUCAUAUGGUGGAUUAUCUUAUGGACAAAAUGGAAGCCAUUUUGAGCCAAAGCCAGUUCCACCUCCUCUACCUAACAAGUGUGACUGGGAAGUUGACCCUUCUGAGCUGGACUUCUCAAAUUCAAAUAUCAUAGGGAAGGGGUCAUUUGGUGAGAUUUUAAGGGCCAGUUGGCGAGGAACACCUGUAGCUGUCAAACGCAUUCUUCCAUCACUUUCAGAUGACAGAUUGGUGAUUCAGGAUUUCCGGCAUGAAGUGAAUUUGCUCGUAAAGCUCCGCCAUCCAAAUGUAGUUCAAUUCCUCGGAGCUGUCACUGACAAGAAGCCUCUUAUGUUAAUUACUGAAUAUUUAAGAGGGGGUGAUCUUCAUCAGUAUCUCAAGGAAAAGAAUGGACUCAAUUCAUCAGCAGCCAUCAACUUCGCAUUGGACAUUGCUAGGGGUAUGGCUUAUCUUCACAAUGAGCCAAAUGUCAUAAUUCAUCGAGAUCUAAAACCAAGGAAUGUGCUUCUGGUAAACACCAGCGCAGACCAUUUGAAAGUUGGAGACUUUGGACUGAGCAAGCUCAUCAAGGUCCAAAAUUCUCAUGAUGUCUACAAAAUGACAGGCGAAACAGGGAGUUAUCGUUAUAUGGCUCCUGAAGUUUUCAAGCACCGGAAAUAUGACAAAAAGGUUGAUGUUUUCUCUUUUGCGAUGAUACUUUAUGAGAUGAUUGAAGGAGAACCACCAUUCUCAAAUCAUGAGCCUUAUGAAGCAGCAAAGUUAGUGGCAGAGGGUCACCGGCCUAAUUUUCGUUCAAAGUCAUUUCUCCCUGAACUGAGAGACUUAACAGGUAAGUGCUGGGCUUCUGACAUGAACCAAAGACCUUCUUUCUUGGAAAUUCUCAAGAGGCUUGAAAAGAUAAAGGGAAAUGCACCCAGCGACAGUCAUUGGAAUAUAUUCAGUUAAUGAUAAAUUCCCCUUUCCAGGUCGCCUAUUUGUGUAGAUAAUGGUAUUAUAAAGUAGAUUUUUCCAUGACUGGAUUACCUCUGUCCUUUCCAAUUCAAUCAUGAAAGUAGGUCUGUGAAGCAAGUGAACCAAGGAGGUCUCCGGCAUUGACAGUACAUAAAAUGUUUCAUCAUCUUAACAGGGUUGUAUCUUGCAUCCUUCAAUUGUAUCCCUUUUAGUCUUUUUACUGAUAUUGUUUUAUUCUUUGUAUAUGGUGAAUUUGAUUUCUUGUUUUGCAAGGGACAACUUUUGAAUCA